Molecule: messenger RNA, 465 nt
Organism: Lactuca saligna
Lineage: Eukaryota; Viridiplantae; Streptophyta; Magnoliopsida; Asterales; Asteraceae
Source: the annotation of a GenBank genome assembly
AUGGAUCUUUCCGAUCUUCAUCACCUUUUCCAAAUGUUCGAUCACAAUGGUGACGGAAAGAUCACAAGACAAGAGCUAUCAAAGUCUCUUGAAAGCCUCGGGAUUGACAUUCCUGAUCCUGAUCUUGAACACAUGAUUGAUCAUAUCGACUCGGAUGGUGAUGGGAUGGUGGACAUAGAGGAAUUUGAGGUGUUGUAUAAGAUGAUAUUAAUGGAGGAGGAGAGGGACGAAGAAGAGGAUAUCAGAGAGGCGUUUAAUGUAUUCGACAAAAACGGAGAUGGGUUCAUUUCGGUUGAGGAGCUUCAAUCAGUGUUGAUGUCGCUUGGGUUGAGACAAGGUCAAACCAUCGAGGAUUGUCGACUCAUGGUUAAUAAGGUGGAUGUUGAUGGCGAUGGGAUGGUGGAUUAUAGAGAGUUCAGGCAAAUGAUGAAAGGUGGUGGCUUUGCCAACUUUGAAACCCUUUGA